This is a messenger RNA of Xylona heveae TC161, 795 nucleotides long. RefSeq names its product impact family protein. Gene Ontology annotation, cellular component: cytoplasm. Gene Ontology annotation, biological process: regulation of translational initiation. The transcript has 3 exons. The coding region runs from base 1 to 795 and encodes 264 amino acids. NCBI's taxonomy places the organism in Eukaryota, Fungi, Ascomycota, Xylonomycetes, Xylonales, Xylonaceae. The record is from RefSeq and is a predicted model, not a curated record. Gene Ontology annotation, molecular function: protein binding.
AUGAGCGAGGAACUUACAAAUGAGAUCGAAGCCAUUAAUUCCAUCUAUGGCGAUAGCACCCUAGAGCCAUCGGAGGGUGAACCCGAUGUCUACAUUCUGCAUCUACCAACUCACACCGUCUCUGUCCGACUCCAUUUCCCAUCCGACUACCCGAAUGUGCCGCCGCAGGUACUCGGUACUCAAGACUCCGGCACUGGGACCCGGAGGGGUGAGGCUACACAUGUAAAACAGCUUGUGCAAGAUACAUUAGGCACGACCUUCCGGCCGGGAGAAGUAUGUCUAUUUGACUUGCUAGAGGAGCUGCGUGCCUUUGUCGACAGUGCAGUAGAGGGACAGUCUGAGCAUGACGUUGGAGAGGAAGAGGACAUCACCGAAAAGCCGCCCUGGAUUCUCUCUGAAGUGUUUACGGAAAAGAAAUCCGUCUUCCUUGCUCGAUGCGCGCCUGUGGAGACUCCGGCUCAAGCUCGACAAUACAUACAACAUUUGCUCGCAACCGACAAAAAAGUUGCAAAAGCAACGCAUAAUAUUAGUGCCUGGAGGAUCAAAACGACAAGUGACAUUAUUUACCAAGAUUUUGAUGAUGAUGGAGAGACGGCUGCGGGCGGACGUGUUCUACAUUUGAUGCAGCUCAUGGAUCUUUGGAAUGUCAUGGUCGUAGUGACGAGAUGGUAUGGAGGCAUCCAUCUUGGUCCCGAUCGAUUUCGUCUCAUCAAUUCUGCCGCCCGCGAUGCUUUUGUUCGUGGUGAUUAUGUAAAAGACCAGACCUCAAGCGGUAAGAAGAAGGCGAGGAAAUGA